Molecule: messenger RNA, 900 nt
Organism: Symbiodinium natans
Lineage: Eukaryota; Dinophyceae; Suessiales; Symbiodiniaceae
Source: the annotation of a GenBank genome assembly
AUGUUACGCAUCAGACUGCUGUCAGGGGAAGAGUUUGCCAAGGUGCCCGUGGAGGACCUAAGCGAUGUGAGGUCGCUGAAGCAGACUCUGCAUCAGCAGAAGGGCGCGCCCCCGCGAUUCAGACAAAGGCUUCUUCUUGAUGGCGCAAGCUUGGAUGACUCUACCAAGUUGGCGGGGCCCAUGGAUCUGCAAGUUGUGUUCCUCGACUUCUCUCCAGCUAGCCAGUCACAGGUGGACCAGCUUGCCGUGGCAGCCGCGUGCGAGUCUGUGGAGGAGGUGGAGAUUCUCCUCCAACGUCCGCAAGACCCAAAUCUGGCCGACAAGGAUGGCUCCAGGCCACUUAGCAAAGCCGCUUCUGGCGGCCGUGUGGAAGUCGUACGCUUGCUGCUAGAGGCCGGAGCGGACAAGGAUCUUGCCCGCAGCAAUGGGGCGACAGCUUUGAUGAUGGCCUCUGCCGCGGGCUCUGCUGAAGUCGUACGCUUGCUGCUGGAGGCCGGAGCGAGCAAGGACAAUGCCACCAACAAUGGCAUGACGGCUCUGAUGUUGGCAUCUGACCAGGGCCAUGCUGACGUCGUACGCUUGCUGCUAGAGGCCGGGGCGGACAAGGACUUUGCCGCCAGCGCCAGCACUGGUAGGACGGCUCUGAUGGAGGCCUCUGCCCGGGGCCAUGUUGAGGUCGUACGCCUGCUGCUAGCGGCCGGAGCGAACAAGGACCUUGCCAACAGCACGAACAGGACGGCUCUGGCGUACUCCUCUGCCCUUGGUCAUGUUCAGGUCGUACGCUUGCUGCUGGAGGCCGGAGCGGGCCAGGAUGAUGGCUCGCUGGCUCGGAUGCUGGCAUCUGCCGAGGGCCACGGUGAAGUCGUGAGCUUGCUGCUGGAGGCCGGAGUGGGACAAUGA